AGCAGCAGCGGCGUCGGUGUCGCCGCCGCCUCCCCGCAGCGUCGCCUGCCGCGGUACCGCCCGCCCCUCGCCGGCUCCCCGCGCGCUGGAGCCCCGCGGGGGAGCUGAGGGGGAGCCCGUGAGCGCGGGAGCCGAGCGCCUCUUCAGGAGCCAGUGGCAGCUAGGAUGGCUUCGUCUUCGGGUAACGACGACGACCUCACCAUUCCCAGGGCUGCCAUCAACAAGAUGAUCAAAGAAACGCUCCCCAACGUCCGCGUCGCAAAUGAUGCCCGGGAGCUGGUGGUAAACUGCUGCACUGAAUUCAUCCACCUCAUCUCCUCCGAGGCCAACGAGAUCUGCAACAAAUCGGAGAAGAAAACCAUUUCUCCGGAGCAUGUCAUACAAGCACUAGAAAGUUUGGGAUUUGGCUCCUAUAUCAGUGAAGUAAAAGAAGUCUUACAAGAAUGCAAAACAGUAGCACUAAAGAGAAGAAAGGCCAGUUCACGCUUGGAGAACCUUGGCAUUCCAGAAGAAGAGCUUCUAAGGCAGCAACAGGAAUUAUUUGCAAAAGCUAGACAACAGCAAGCAGAACUGGCACAGCAGGAAUGGCUACAAAUGCAACAAGCAGCUCAACAGGCACAGCUUGCUGCUGCCUCAGCCAGUGCAUCCAAUCAGGCAGGAUCCUCUCAGGAUGAAGAUGAUGAAGAUGAUAUCUGAUAUUCACCAGCUGAGUUUGUCUUUAUUAAGAAAUAUUUUUCCUGCACAAUGAAAACAGUGAAAUGAAUGCUUACCUGUAAGUUUGUAUGCAUAAUGGACUGGCAAUUGGUAUUCUAGGGGUGUCUGCUGUUGUGUGCUGUACAUGUAUAAACUGUCUUUUUUUGAAUUCUUGAAGAUUUAAGGUUCAGUAUCAUAUCAACUUUGGAUUUUUAAUGGUGUAUAUGGAAAUUUUAGAUAGCAGUGCGUCAUUUAUUUGAUCAAUAAACAGUAUUACAAUAAACAACGAAUUUAUAAAAUGUAAUGAGCUUUAUACAAAAGGCUCUAAAUCCACAUUUGCAUUUCUUCCCUUUUAACUAAGCUAUUAA
This is a messenger RNA of Dryobates pubescens (Downy woodpecker), 1061 nucleotides long. It is a transcript of the gene DR1, whose product is annotated as down-regulator of transcription 1. The coding region runs from base 166 to 696 and encodes 176 amino acids. The transcript is spliced from 3 exons. Gene Ontology annotation, cellular component: negative cofactor 2 complex. Gene Ontology annotation, biological process: positive regulation of transcription by RNA polymerase II; chromatin remodeling; RNA polymerase II preinitiation complex assembly. Gene Ontology annotation, molecular function: core promoter sequence-specific DNA binding; protein heterodimerization activity; TBP-class protein binding. NCBI's taxonomy places the organism in Eukaryota, Metazoa, Chordata, Aves, Piciformes, Picidae. The record is from RefSeq and is a predicted model, not a curated record.